Westerdykella ornata is the source of this 4491-nucleotide messenger RNA. RefSeq lists its product as uncharacterized. The transcript is spliced from 2 exons. Gene Ontology annotation, cellular component: endoplasmic reticulum membrane. The record is from RefSeq and is a predicted model, not a curated record. NCBI's taxonomy places the organism in Eukaryota, Fungi, Ascomycota, Dothideomycetes, Pleosporales, Sporormiaceae. Bases 1 to 4491 code for a protein of 1496 amino acids. Gene Ontology annotation, molecular function: zinc ion binding.
AUGGAACCUCCAUCAGAUAAAGUCGGUGACGAGGGAGACACUUGCCGGAUAUGUCGUGGGGAAGGCUCGGUAGAGGAGCCGCUCUUCUAUCCCUGCAAGUGCAGUGGUAGCAUCAAGUUCGUUCAUCAAGACUGCUUGAUGGAGUGGCUGUCACACUCUCAAAAGAAGUACUGCGAACUAUGCAAGACUCCUUUCAGGUUCACCAAGCUGUACCAUCCCACUAUGCCCUCGCGCAUCCCCACGUCCAUCUUCCUGCGCCGCGCCGCUCUUCAUCUUAUCCGGAUGGUCGGGAAAUGCUUCCGCGCCUUGUUGGUCGCUGCUGUCUGGCUCGUAAUUCUGCCAUACAGCGUGCGCAUGGUUUGGCGUAGUCUUUUCUGGAUGGGCGAUGCCGGCAUGCUCCAACCGCGUCCUACCCGGAUGUCCAACAUUGGGAUGGCGUCAAUAUCUAACGCUGAACCCUUACGCCGGACGAUCGAUUCUACCAUCGGGACCACUCACACGGAUAACUCCAUGUGGAUACCCGUUCUUUUCCUUCAGCUGUCGAAUAUGAGCGCUGUUGAAAUCAUGAAAGCCCUCCUAUUUGGCCUGUUCCCCACAGACAUCGUCAUCCCUACCGAAGAUGGCCCCACUGCUCGUCCUGUUCCCAUGCGGCACCCCACGUUACUUUCUGGAGUCUCAUUUCUCCACUGUUUCAACUCUGAACGUGCUAACAGGCUGCUCAUCUACGUGCUCGAAGGACAGAUCAUCACCCUCGGCAUCGUCGUCGGUUUCAUCCUCAUCUUCCUCAUAAGAGAAUGGGUUGUCCAGCAACAACCCGUGAUAAAUAUGGCUGCGCUUGCUGCAGAGCCUAUCCCUGCCCCCGUUCCAGAGCGCGUUGAGGUGGACCAUAAUCCUCAAGGAGCUGGGGAUGACCUUGUUGGUUUUGAGCACGAGACUGAAGAUGAUUCUGAUUCCGACGCCGGGACACAUGAGCACGUUCACGAUGACGAAAAUACGGAAAGUGAUCAAGCGCGCACAGUCCCAACCCAGGGAGAAUCCAGUGAGAGUGCUCGUGCAGGAGUUGAGGGUGGAUGCGAUCCUCGCGUGAGACCCAAUAUGCCAGCCCGGGACCGGUCAUUCAUCGCCAACGAGAUCCGCCGCAGUAUGGAAGAAGGUGAGACGUGGUCCUUUCGAUCGGUCCCCGAGACCACUCAGGAGCGAUCCGAUUCUACUAGAGACCAUUUACCUGACAACUGGGAUGACGAGGGGCCUGAUACCGUGGGCGAGGAUACCUCUGGAGGAACAGACGAGGUUCGAGGACAGGGUAGUGAACGCAGUAGUGAGAGCUGGCAACAUAUCGAACAUGUCCUGACGAACCCGGGAGAUGCGGUUGAAGAGCAGGGGCACGACAUGGGCUCGGAGCAAAAUGCGGCCACCAUGUCAACUGCUAUUCAGAAUGCCUUCAACCCCGAGCAGGAUGAUGCACUCGCCGCUAUGGAUCCACCCGAAUGGACGCAAUCAGCUGGCUCUCCUGCAACGUCUGAAGACGAAGCUGAGAUGCUGGAAUUGGAUUCUGCCAGGGCCGUGGAUAUUCCGAAUGCAGGUGGGGUUGCAAACCUCGAGCUAGUGCCGCAACCUCGACGCCAGGCAGCACGCGCUGCGCGAAAUCCGUGGGAGCGUCUGCUAGAUUGGGUCUACGGAGAUAUCGCCCCUGAUGCACACGCCGACGAUGGCGACGCCAAUGACGAACGUGUCGUCCAAGAUAUGGGGAAUGAAGCUCCGUUCGUGCCUUUCGAGGACAAUGAGCCGCGUCCUGCCAUAAAUCCUCCUGUACAAGACCCCGAAGUGGCGGCAGCCGCAGCCCGGGCAGGCAUCAAUCUUAACGACGAAGAAGCCAUCGAAGCCGCAGAAGACCUUGAAGGCAUAAUGGAACUGAUUGGUAUGCAAGGGCCACUCAUUGGACUAUUCCAAAAUGUGGUGUUCUGCUCUGUGCUUGUAGUUCUCACGCUUGCCUUCGCAGUUUGGGUUCCAUAUCUGCUCGGGAAAGGCGUGUUCUUAUGCGUUGCCCAUCCUGUCGCCUUUCUCCUGAAGAUUCCUUUACGAGCCAUCUCUGGAACAGUGGAUCUCAUUGCCGACACCGGCCUUUUCUUGAUCUCAUCCGUAAUCUCUAUCUCGGCUCGAACCCCUGGAUUCUUCGUGAAGCGCUUCGCUUCCCUUCGACUCUUCGAGGUCAUUCAAAACUUGCUCGACUCGGUUUCAAUGCCGGCAGAAACCGUAUCUAGGAAUGCAGGGGAACGGCUCGGCCGUUGGAUGGUUGGCCUACAGAAUCCCGAUGCACGAGGUCCCCAAACCUCCAUAAGCUCACUCAUGGCACUACGGGCUAUUCAACGUGCCAUAAAACACACAGUGGGACAAACCGCAACUAACAUCUUGGAUAUAUAUAACACUCUUGCGGCACAUUCAGUUCUGGGAGCGGCGCAUUGGAUAGUCCGUCGGCUGCAUGUCACUCUGCUCCUGCGCUCUACUAAGAUAAUUGAUACGGUUUCGACGCUGGCCUCUUGGAUCUGGAAAUCGAGCUCCUACAAAAUGACCCUUGAUCUGGACUGGCGAAAGGAUGUCGCAACGCCGGUUGAUACAAUAGAAGUGUGGACCGCGACCGACCGGCUUGUUGCUGUACUUGCAGGCUAUGCGCUUAUUGCCAUGCUUGGUGCAAUCUAUCUCAAAUAUGGGCCGGUGAGCUCGUCGCAGCAAGGCCGUAAGCUUGAGAACGCCAUCGCAGAAGUUCUUCACCAAGCUGGCGGAGUACUCAAGGUGAUCUUGAUCAUCAGCAUCGAGAUGCUCGUUUUCCCGCUAUAUUGCGGCCUGCUCCUCGAUUUCGCCAUGCUCCCGUUGUUCCAACAUGCUAGCCUUCACAGCCGGUGGCAAUAUGCUACGCAGAAUCCAUGGACAUCCGGCUUUGUUCACUGGUUCAUUGGCACGUGCUACAUGUUCCACUUCGCUCUCUUUGUAUCCAUGUGCCGCAAGAUCUUGAGGAAAGGCGUGUUAUACUUCAUUAGAGAUCCUGACGAUCCUACCUUUCACCCUGUUCGGGACGUUCUUGAGCGAAGCGUGGCGACGCAGCUACGGAAGAUUGCCUUCAGUGGACUUGUUUACGGCGUGUUGAUCGUCGUAUGUCUCGGAGGGGUUGUUUGGGGACUUGAAAAAGCUACAAUCGGUGUGCUCCCCAUUCGAUGGGCGACAACGGCGUCUAGUAUCGAACUGCCGCUGGAUCUUUUCUUCUACAAUUUUCUUACGCCCUUCAUCCUAAGUUAUUACAAACCUAGCGAUGCAGUGCAUGAGAUCUAUCAAUGGUGGUUCAAAAACUGUGCUAGAGUCCUGAGACUGUCAAAUUUCCUCCUCGGGGAGAAGAUCCCCGCCGAAGAAGGACAUCAUGCUGGUCGCGCUUACUUCACAUUUGAUGGCAGAUAUGUACGCGCCCCUGCCUCGGAUCAGACCCGAAUCCCCAAGGGAGAGACUGCUUUUGUGGAAGUUGACGAGUUCAAUCGUCGCAAAGACGGUAAGGAGGAAGGCGGAGUUCACAACUCGGACAUGGUUAUCAAAGUUUAUCUUCCGCCACACUUUCGCGUCCGCAUCGCGCUCUUCGUCCUCGCCAUAUGGGCUUUUGCGGCGGCUACCGGGUUAGGUGUCUCCAUCUUGCCGCUUCUUUUCGGCAGACGCCUUUUCUCCUUGGUCUUGUCUCCGGCGGUCCAGAUGAAUGACAUCCAUGCCCUUUCCCUAGGCCUAUAUACCAUGGCCGCCAUCGCGUACGUCCUGUACCAACUCUGGAACUUCCUGUCGAGUCUUAGGGAACCGGAAUCCUCAAGCCUCUCCAGAAUUUCUGCUUUAGCCUCUACAGCAUUCCAUUAUUUGUUGCGGGUCGCACGCAUCUGCUACGUAUGGGGUUCUAUCGCAUUGGUCAUUCCUACAUUGUUCGCCUUUUUCCUUGAGUUCUAUUUGAUCCUGCCACUGCACGAAUAUUUGGGUCCAGGAGAGCCUCAUGUGGUUCAUAUAAUCCAGGACUGGACGCUCGGCUUUCUCUACGGCCGAUUGCUAACGCGGAUCAUGUUCGCGGACCGCAAUUCCCGUCCCGGUCAAGCUUGGAGAGCCAUCAUCGCCGACGGCUUUCUCGACCCCAAUGCGCGCAUCACCACGCGCUGCUUCCUUGCGCCGGCCGUGGUUUUCUUCACAGUCGCCGCUGCGGUCCCCAUGGGCAUUGCCUGGACACUCAAUCAUACCUUUUGGGCAGGCGCACCCGCGGACACCCGGAGCGAAGUAUGGCGGUUCAGUUUUCCGGUUGUUGGGAUGGCGUUUUUGGCGGUAUGGCUGGGCAGGGCCGGGGUCAGGAUGAUUAAUAGAUGGCGGAUGGUCGUCCGCGACGAGGUGUAUUUGAUUGGAGAAAGGCUGCAUAAUUUCGGGGAGAAGAGGCCUCCACAGCAGGGAGGGCAGCGUUCCCCGGACGCUGUAGCUGUGUAA